Molecule: messenger RNA, 810 nt
Organism: Aureobasidium subglaciale EXF-2481
Lineage: Eukaryota; Fungi; Ascomycota; Dothideomycetes; Dothideales; Saccotheciaceae
Exons: 2
Coding region: 94-576 (160 amino acids)
Source: RefSeq, a predicted model, not a curated record
UGUCUACCAGGUGGAACAAAUCGCUAGAUGGGGUUUGUCAGCUUAUCGCCCUAGAGGCUGUACUGAUGUUUGGAUGAAAGACGGCAGGAAGUCAUGAGUCAAGGCAAGGAGGAUCGUGGACAGACUGUGCCAAAAACGGCUCGGAACUCUAUCCGCCUGCCGGCCAUCGCCAAGAAGUAUAUCCGGGGUACCUAUCCGCGCGAAGGAUCACCAGCCCUGGGAGCUCCUCCGAUCCACAACUUGCCGACCCUCCUUCGUCUGCUGGUCUAUGUGUCUAGCCAGCCAUAUGUUCACAGCAAGGUGAGACACGGUAAGUUUACCAAGUCGCGCAGUCCCUGGCGACGCCGACCUCGUUCUGGUCAAAGGUCGACUACUGGAUUCGAGUUUGGAUGUCAGCGCUUACCGCUCUCAGCUGAAGAUGUAUAUAUGUAUAUGCUACAUCUAUACAUUGCUGCGCUGCGCCGUCGUUCUCGUGACUACAAUAGUAGGUCUGGAGUCGGUACAAUGGCUUUGUAUACUGAACACCACCACCACAAAUGCAAGUUGACGAUAUGGCUGACUGCUUCGGAGAAUUAACGAAAUGUUAUUGACAAGACCACGCUCUGAUUUUGGAUGCAGCAGCGUCUGUACACAAACUCACGUUGCAAUACGAGCUGAUGAACUCGAGUUCGCUAGAGGGGUCAAACCUUCUCCAGACCUGAGGACGACUUUUCAGUUUGUGCUAGCUCAUCAUGACUUGAUGCAAACAUGCAGGGAACACGAGAACAUCAUACCUCCAGACUCAUACACAGCCAAAGUUAACACCACGAA